Molecule: messenger RNA, 1560 nt
Organism: Mauremys mutica (yellowpond turtle)
Lineage: Eukaryota; Metazoa; Chordata; Testudines; Geoemydidae
Product: E3 ubiquitin-protein ligase TRIM39-like
Exons: 7
Coding region: 1-1437 (478 amino acids)
Molecular function (GO): protein binding
Source: RefSeq, a predicted model, not a curated record
AUGGAGAAGGUAAUUGAAUUUGUGUUUGCAGACAAAGCCUCUGCCCAUCUUUUGAGGAAUCUACUGAAAGAAGUGGUUUGUCCCACCUGUGAGUGUUUCUUCAAGGAUCCAGUGAGCACAUACUGUGGACACAACUUCUGCCGAGUUUGUAUCACAGCGUAUUAUAAAAAAACGGAAAUGGAAACAGAGGAAGUUUUCUGUCCACAAUGCAGGAAAAAUAUCAAGAAAGAGAAUUUCCAGACCAACAGGCAGCUUGCCAGAAUGGUGGAAAAUAUCCAGCAAUCAGGGAUAAAACCUGAAGACCUAAAAAAGCAGAUAGCCUGCAGGGAGCAUGAGGACAAACACAAGCUGUUUUGUGAAGAUGAUGGUGAGAUUUGUGAUAAAACCCAGGAGCAUAGAUCUCACACGCUGGUGCCCAUUGAGAAGGCUGCACAGGAAUACAAGGAGAAAUUCCACAGAGACAUUGAGCUUCUGAAGAAAGCGAGGGAGGAGAUUUCAGAGCUGGAAUUCAAGGAGAAGAAUAAACCCAAUGACUGGAAAGAAAAAGUAAAGUGCCAGAGACAGCGAAUCUCAUCUGAAUUUGAGAAACUGCAGCUGCUUCUGAAAGAGGAAAAGAAACUCUUUCUCCAGAGACUGGCCAAGGAGGAGAGGGAGACUCUGAAGGAACUAAAUGAGAAUGUAACCAAACUUGCCCAGCAAAACUCCUCCCUUCAGCAGCUGAUCACAGAGAUCCAGGAGAAGUGUCAACAACCAGCCACUGAGCUGCUGAAGGAUGUAAAGGGCACCCUGCACAGGAGUGAGCAGGUGAGGCUGCAGGAACCAGAGCUCAGUGCUGCUGAACUGAAGGAUGCAUACAGAGUCCCUGGUAUGAUGGAAGUGCUGAGGGAAUUCACAGUGGACGUGACUCUGGAUCCAGACACGGCUCAUCCCGACCUCAUCCUGUCUGAGGAUCGGAAACGUGUGAGACGCGGAGACAAACGCCAGGAUCUGCCCAACAACCCUGAGAGAUUUGAUCGUUGUGUCUGUGUCCUGGGCACUGAGGGGUUCGUGGGCGGGAGGCGUUACUGGGAGGUGGAGGUGGGAGACAAGCCUGAGUGGGACCUGGGGGUUUGUAGGGAAUCUGUGAGCAGGAAGGGGAGGGUCACAUACACACCUGGGAAUGGAUACUGGGUCGUGUGGCUGAGGGGUGGGGAAUACAAGGCCUGCACCUCCCUCCGGACCCCCCUCCCCGUGAGCGUCAGGCCCAGCCGGGUGGGGAUUUUCCUGGACUAUGAGGCGGGCGAGGUCUCGUUUUACAAUGUGACUGACAGGUCCCAUCUCUUCAGCUUCACUGACACCUUCUCCGGGACACUCCACCCUUAUUUCAGUCCUUGUCCCAACGCUGGGGGUAAAAACGCGGCUCCCCUGAUCAUCUGCCCGGUCCCAACUCAGGCCUGAGGGAAUCUCUGUCCCUGACAGUGACCCCACAGCACAGACUGCCCCCUCCCAGCCCUGCUGCUCUUCCCGCCCCCAGUGGUGGGGGCCUGUUACUGCAGCAACUGGACUUUCUGUGCUGACCGG